Acaulospora colombiana is the source of this 708-nucleotide messenger RNA. Lineage: Eukaryota; Fungi; Glomeromycota; Glomeromycetes; Diversisporales; Acaulosporaceae. The record is from the annotation of a GenBank genome assembly.
AUGUGCAUAUUGCUUGAUCUCACCGUAGCAGAAUGGAAGACCAACAUUUGUUACCUGUUAUUUUGGAGGAUUCCGCCAAGUUUACUGCUGUCCAAGUAUGCGCCAAUAUACCAAGUGAAAUGCUCUCCGCAAAUUAAUAUCGAAGAACCACGAAAGGCAUAUGAAAAAGCGUUGGGUGACAUAAGCCGAUAUUUGGAAGAAAUUGAUAAACCUGGAAAGUUUAAUGCGAAGGCAAUGAAAUGGUUCAAAGAAUUAGCAAGUGCAGAUAAAAUUGCUGAUGUGAAUAAAAAAUUGCUCCAAAAUUUUACUGAUGCCACAAUGGAUUUUUAUAAUAGUAUAAUACUUGAUACCAAUAAUAAAAUAAGAGACGUGGAUGAUAAAAUCACAGAAAUGAAAGAUGAUAUGAAAGAUAUGGCCGAUGAUUUAAAAGCUUUUAUAGAAAUUAUGCUGCUGCAGAAGGGAGGAGAUGACGAUCUUACAGAUGAAGCUAUUGAGAGUUUGAAAAUUAAUCCAUUUCUCUUUGAAGAUGACGAUGAUAACGAGAACAAAGUUACGAGAAAUAAUAUCCGAAAACGUGUCUAUAUCGGGAAUGAAGUAGCAGUGAAAAAACUACCAAGUUCUGAUUUGGAUAUAGAGAAAAAGAAAAUUGAAAAAAUAGCGAAAAUUAUUAAUUUGCUCGGUUGCUGCGACUAUAUUGAAAAAUUUUAA